This is a messenger RNA of Pogonomyrmex barbatus (red harvester ant), 2044 nucleotides long. Its product is annotated as fatty-acid amide hydrolase 2-B. Gene Ontology annotation, cellular component: endomembrane system. NCBI's taxonomy places the organism in Eukaryota, Metazoa, Arthropoda, Insecta, Hymenoptera, Formicidae. The record is from RefSeq and is a predicted model, not a curated record.
UUAAAAUCCCAAGUCGUGGCAUCGUUACAUUCAGUCCGCCGUGUCGCAGAACCGCGUGUCGAUGGUACGCACACUUCGGGUACGUACCAUCUGAAAACUGGUUCGAACAAAUUGACCAUCGGUGCCGAUACGCGCGGUAUUUUUCCUUAACGAGAAACCCGUCACGCACCAAAGAAGGAAAAUAUACCGGAUAGUAUUUCGUACUCGCUCUUUUUGCCGAUGUCUAUUCCUAAGAUAGAUUAACGUUACUUUAACGUUAAUCUCGGUUUUUUUCAGAUUGUGAAAAUUAAAAAAAAUAAAUUAAAUCGAAACUCUUGUGUUACCGGAAGCCCAAUUUUGUGCGCCUUUUAAGUAUUAUUCUUUAGGCUAAAGGCCACAAAAGAAAAUCAAUAGCAUUAGCAGUUUGCUGAAUUGAACGUCAGUCAAUGAUCAUGCUGUGGAAAAUACGCAUACUAUUUGGUAUCAUAAAUAUCAUUUAUGCAACAGCACAUCGGAUCUUGUUGUAUUUUAGCAAGAAACCAUCAAGUAUACCACCAAUAACUAAUUCCUUAUACAUGUUAAGUGCCUCAACGCUCGCUAGGAAAAUCAGGCAGGGAGAGAUUACGAGCUACGAAGUUGUGCAAGCGUACAUAACUCGCAUUAAAGAAGUGAAUCCCUUCCUAAAUGCCGUCGUCGAAGAUAGAUUCAGCGCCGCAAUAAUCGAGGCGAAGAACUGCGACGAACAAUUAAAAGCGGGCAAAUUCGAUGUCGCGAUCUUAGAAAAGGAAAAACCGCUUUAUGGUGUUCCACUUACCGUCAAGGAAUGCUGCGCUGUAAAAGGUUGCAGUCAUUCUGGCUGCACGUUGCCUCGCAAAGGAAUGAAGGCCGACUACGAUGCCACGGUUAUCGAGUUGCUACGAAAUGCCGGCGCGAUACCGUUGUGUGUUACAAAUACCCCGGAGUUGUCCACCGGCAUCGAGAGCACAAAUCUGCUGAUCGGCCGCACUUGUAAUCCUUACGACACCAGAUAUUCAGCCGGUGGCUCGUCUGGUGGCGAGGGUGCGCUGCUCGGAGCGGGUGCCUCCGUGAUCGGACUCGGCUCGGACAUGGCUGGCUCUAUAAGACUACCGGCAUUUCUUAACGGCGUUUUUGGACAUAAGCCCACGGCCGGUAAAUGGAUUUUCUUUAAUACAAAAAUAAUCUCCAACUGUAACUCUAGUCUUGAAUUCGAUCUAUUGGGGGACAAUGGAGUAUUUAUUUAUCCAACUUUCCGAAAUCAGAUACUUCCGGAUCUUGCGUUAUGCGAACUAUUGUCCGUUUCUAGUUGCGGUAUCGUCAAUAUUUUCGGCUUUCCCGCCGUGAAUGUACCGAUGGGACUCAAUCACGAUGGCAUGCCAAUGGGCAUUCAGGUAAUAGCCGCGCCUUAUCAGGACCGUCUGUGUCUGGCGGUUGCAAAAGAGCUAGAAACAGCUUUCGGUGGUUGGGUGCCACCGUCGGUGUCGAUACGCGAUUAAUAAAUCUUUUAUUUUAUUUUAUAAAUAAAUCAAAGAUGACGGUUAUAUCUCUGCUGCAAAAGGGAAGAGGUAUGCAAAUAGAGGAGAUCACAACGAUCUGCUUUAGUAGUUAUAAUCUUAUAACAAUUUGGAUAUGACAUAUAAAACUUGUAUUGUUCUUCAUUGCUAAAGAUUUAUUAAUACACAUAUACAUAUAUUAAUAUUUAUUAAUAUUGUUGUGUAAUUAUUAAUAUGCAUAGUAAUCACGUGGAUUUUCAUUAAUCAUCGGAUGAGAUCACUAUCGCUUUAUUACCACUAGCUAUUUCUCACCACGAAAAUAUUUGUAAAAUUUUACUAAAUAACGGUACCACCGUGUUCAUUUUUCACAAUAUGACUUGUACGGCAUAAUUAACAGUAUGAAUUCUUCAACAUCAUUCCUUUAGUACUCUUUAUUGUUUCUAUUCGAAAUGACUUAUCUACUAAAUCUCAUCACUAAAUCGGCGUAAAGGAUUUUAUAGACAACAACAUUAUUACAAGAUUAUAAUUUGGAAAUACAUGUUAACGAUAAUAAA